AGAUGCGAUCCAGCGGCUCUGGGGGUGGCAGUGGCGGUAGCAGCUGGUACCUCCCGCCGCCUCUGUUCGGAGGGUCGCGGGGCACCGAGGUGCUUUCCGGCCGCCCUCUGGCCGGCCACCCAAAGCCGCGGGCGCUGAUGAUGGGUGAGGAGGGGGCGGCAAUAUUUCGGGCGCCCCUGCCCUGAACGCCCUCAGCUGCUGCCGCGGGGCCGCUCCAGUGCCUGUGAACUCUGAGGAGCCGAGGCGCGGGUGAGAGCAAGGACGCUGCAAACUUGCGCAGCGCGGGGGCUGGGAUUCACGCCCAGAAGUUCAGCAGGCAGACAGUCCGAAGCCUUCCCGCAGCGGAGAGAUAGCUUGAGGGUGCGCAAGACGGCAGCCUCCGCCCUCGGUUCCCGCCCAGGCCGGGCAGAGGAGCUUGGAGGAGCCAAAAGGAACGCAGGAGGCGGCCAGGACAGCGUGCAGCAGCUGGGAGCCGCCGUUCUCAGCCUGGAAAGUUGCGGAGAUUGGAGGCUGCCCCGAGAGGGGACAGGUCCCAGCUCCGACCGCGGGGGGCAGGAGAGGACGGUACCCAACUGCCACCUCCCUUUAACCAUAGUAGUUCCUCUGUACCGAGCGCAGCGAGCUACAGACGGGGGCGCGGCACUCGGCGCUGAGAGCGGGAGGCUCAAGGUCCCAGCCAGUGAGCCCAGUGUGCUUGAGGGUCUCUGGACUCGCCCCUGAGCUUCCAGGUCUGUUUCAUUUAGACUCCUGCUCGCCUCCGUGCAGUUGGGGGAAAGCAAGAGACUUGCGCGCACGCACAGUCCUCUGGAGAUCAGGUGGAAGGAGCCGCUGGGUAUCAAGGACUGUUCAGAGCCUCUUGCCAUCUGGGGGAGAGCGAAGGGUGAGGCUGGGCCCGGAGAGCAGUGUAAACGGCCUCCUCCGGCGGGAUGGGAGCCAUCGGGCUCCUGUGGCUGCUGCCGCUGCUGCUUUCCACGGCAGCUGUGGGCUCCGGGAUGGGGACCGGCCAGCGCGCGGGCUCCCCAGCUGCGGGGCCGCCGCUGCAGCCCCGGGAGCCGCUCAGCUACUCGCGCCUGCAGAGGAAGAGUCUGGCAGUGGACUUCGUGGUGCCCUCGCUCUUCCGUGUCUACGCCCGGGACCUACUGCUGCCACCAUCCUCCUCGGAGCUGAAGGCUGGCAGGCCCGAGGCGCGCGGCUCGCUCGCUCUGGACUGCGCCCCGCUGCUCAGGUUGCUGGGGCCGGCGCCGGGGGUCUCCUGGACCGCCGGCUCACCCGCCCCGGCAGAGGCCCGGACGCUGUCCAGGGUGCUGAAGGGCGGCUCCGUGCGCAAGCUCCGGCGUGCCAAGCAGUUGGUGCUGGAGCUGGGCGAGGAGGCGAUCUUGGAGGGUUGCGUUGGGCCCCCCGGGGAGGCGGCUGUGGGGCUGCUGCAGUUCAAUCUCAGCGAGCUGUUCAGUUGGUGGAUUCGCCAGGGCGAAGGGCGACUGAGGAUCCGCCUGAUGCCCGAGAAGAAGGCGUCGGAAGUGGGCAGAGAGGGAAGGCUGUCCGCGGCAAUUCGCGCCUCCCAGCCCCGCCUUCUCUUCCAGAUCUUCGGGACUGGUCAUAGCUCCUUGGAAUCACCAACAAACAUGCCUUCUCCUUCUCCUGAUUAUUUUACAUGGAAUCUCACCUGGAUAAUGAAAGACUCCUUCCCUUUCCUGUCUCAUCGCAGCCGAUAUGGUCUGGAGUGCAGCUUUGACUUCCCCUGUGAGCUGGAAUAUUCCCCUCCACUGCAUGAUCUCAGGAACCAGAGUUGGUCCUGGCGCCGCGUCCCCUCCGAGGAGGCCUCCCAGAUGGACUUGCUGGAUGGGCCUGAGGCAGAGCGUUCUAAGGAGAUGCCCAGAGGCUCCUUUCUCCUCCUCAACACCUCAGCUGACUCCAAGCACACCAUCCUGAGUCCGUGGAUGAGGAGCAGCAGUGAGCACUGCACACUGGCCGUCUCGGUGCACAGGCACCUGCAGCCCUCUGGAAGGUACAUCGCCCAGCUGCUGCCCCACAACGAAGCUGCAAGAGAGAUCCCCCUGAUGCCCACUCCAGGGAAGCAUGGUUGGACAGUGCUCCAGGGAAGAAUCGGGCACCCAGACAACCCAUUUCGAGUGGCCCUGGAAUACGUCUCCAGUGGAAACCGCAGCUUGUCUGCAGUGGACUUCUUUGCCCUGAAGAACUGCAGUGAAGGAACAUCCCCAGGCUCCAAGAUGGCCCUGCAGAGCUCCUUCACUUGUUGGAAUGGGACAGUCCUCCAGCUUGGGCAGGCCUGUGACUUCCACCAGGACUGCGCCCAGGGAGAAGAUGAGAGCCAGAUGUGCCGGAAACUGCCUGUGGGUUUUUACUGCAACUUUGAAGAUGGCUUCUGUGGCUGGACCCAAGGUACACUCUCACCCCACACUCCUCAGUGGCAGGUCAGGACCCUAAAGGACGCCCGGUUCCAGGACUACCAAGACCGUGCUCUAUUGCUCAGUACCACUGAUGUCCCCACUUCUGAAAGUGCUACAGUGACCAGUGCUACGUUUCCUGCACCGAUCAAGAGCUCUCCAUGUGAGCUCCGAAUGUCCUGGCUCAUUCGUGGAGUCUUGAGGGGAAACGUGUCCUUGGUGCUAGUGGAGAACAAAACCGGGAAGGAGCAAGGCAGGAUGGUCUGGCAUGUCGCCGCCUACGAAGGCUUGAGCCUGUGGCAGUGGACGGUGUUGCCUCUCCUCGAUGUGUCUGACAGGUUCUGGCUGCAGAUGGUCGCAUGGUGGGGACAAGGAUCCAGAGCCAUCGUGGCUUUUGACAAUAUCUCCAUCAGCCUGGACUGCUACCUCACCAUUAGUGGAGAGGACAAGAUCCCACAGAAUACAGCACCCAAAUCAAGAAACCUGUUUGAGAGAAACCCAAACAAGGAGCUGAAACCCGGGGAAACUUCACCAAGACAGACCCCCAUCUUUGACCCUACAGUUCAUUGGCUGUUCACCACAUGUGGGGCCAGCGGGCCCCAUGGUCCCACCCAGGCGCAGUGCAACAACGCCUACCAGAACUCCAACUUGAGCGUGGAGGUGGCGAGCGAGGGCCCCCUGAAGGGCAUCCAGAUCUGGAAGGUGCCAGCUACCGACACCUACAGCAUCUCGGGCUACGGAGCUGCUGGCGGGAAAGGCGGGAAGAACACCAUGAUGCGGUCCCAUGGCGUGUCUGUGCUGGGCAUCUUCAACCUGGAGAAGGAUGACACACUGUACAUCCUGGUUGGGCAGCAGGGAGAGGACGCCUGCCCCCGUACAAACCAGUUAAUCCAGAAAGUCUGCAUUGGAGAGAACAAUGUGAUAGAAGAAGAAAUCCGUGUGAACAGAAGCGUGCAUGAGUGGGCAGGAGGAGGAGGAGGAGGGGGUGGAGCCACCUACGUAUUUAAGAUGAAGGAUGGAGUGCCGGUGCCCCUGAUCAUUGCAGCCGGAGGUGGCGGCAGGGCCUACGGGGCCAAGACAGACACGUUCCACCCAGAGAGACUGGAGAAUAACUCCUCGGUUCUAGGGCUAAACGGCAAUUCCGGAGCCGCAGGUGGUGGAGGUGGCUGGAAUGAUAACACUUCCUUGCUCUGGGCCGGAAAAUCUUUGCAGGAGGGUGCCACCGGAGGACAUUCCUGCCCCCAGGCCAUGAAGAAGUGGGGGUGGGAGACAAGAGGGGGUUUCGGAGGGGGUGGAGGGGGGUGCUCCUCAGGUGGAGGAGGCGGAGGAUAUAUAGGCGGCAAUGCAGCCUCAAACAAUGACCCCGAAAUGGAUGGGGAAGAUGGGGUUUCCUUCAUCAGUCCACUGGGCAUCCUGUACACCCCAGCUUUAAAAGUGAUGGAAGGCCACGGGGAAGUGAAUAUUAAGCACUAUCUAAACUGCAGUCACUGUGAGGUAGACGAAUGUCACAUGGACCCUGAAAGCCACAAGGUCAUCUGCUUUUGUGACCACGGGACGGUGCUGGCUGAGGAUGGCGUCUCCUGCAUUGUGUCACCCACCCCGGAGCCACACCUGCCACUGUCGCUGAUCCUUUCUGUGGUGACCUCUGCCCUCGUGGCUGCCCUGGUCCUGGCUUUCUCCGGCAUCAUGAUUGUGUACCGCCGGAAGCACCAGGAGCUGCAAGCCAUGCAGAUGGAGCUGCAGAGCCCUGAGUACAAGCUGAGCAAGCUCCGCACCUCGACCAUCAUGACCGACUACAACCCCAACUACUGCUUUGCUGGCAAGACCUCCUCCAUCAGUGACCUGAAGGAGGUGCCGCGGAAAAACAUCACCCUCAUUCGGGGUCUGGGCCAUGGCGCCUUUGGGGAGGUGUAUGAAGGCCAGGUGUCCGGAAUGCCCAAUGACCCAAGCCCCCUGCAAGUGGCUGUGAAGACGCUGCCUGAAGUGUGCUCAGAACAGGACGAACUGGAUUUCCUCAUGGAAGCCCUGAUCAUCAGCAAAUUCAACCACCAGAACAUCGUUCGCUGCAUCGGAGUGAGCCUGCAAGCCCUGCCCCGGUUCAUCCUGCUGGAGCUCAUGGCCGGGGGAGACCUCAAGUCCUUCCUCCGAGAGACCCGCCCUCGCCCGAGCCAGCCCUCCUCCCUGGCCAUGCUGGACCUUCUGCACGUGGCUCGGGACAUUGCCUGUGGCUGUCAGUAUUUGGAGGAAAACCACUUCAUCCACCGAGACAUUGCUGCCAGAAACUGCCUCUUGACCUGUCCAGGCCCUGGAAGAGUGGCCAAGAUUGGAGACUUUGGGAUGGCCCGAGACAUCUACAGGGCGAGCUACUAUAGAAAGGGAGGCUGUGCCAUGCUGCCAGUUAAGUGGAUGCCCCCAGAGGCCUUCAUGGAAGGAAUAUUCACUUCUAAAACAGACACAUGGUCCUUUGGAGUGCUGCUGUGGGAAAUCUUUUCUCUCGGAUAUAUGCCAUACCCCAGCAAAAGCAACCAGGAAGUUCUGGAGUUCGUCACCAGUGGAGGCCGGAUGGACCCACCCAAGAACUGCCCUGGGCCUGUAUACCGGAUAAUGACUCAGUGCUGGCAACAUCAGCCUGAAGACAGGCCCAACUUUGCCAUCAUUUUGGAGAGGAUUGAAUACUGCACCCAGGACCCGGAUGUAAUCAACACCGCUUUGCCGAUAGAAUAUGGUCCACUUGUGGAAGAGGAAGAGAAAGUGCCCGUGAGGCCCAAGGACCCUGAGGGGGUUCCUCCUCUCCUGGUCUCUCAACAGGCGAAACCGGAGGAGGAGCGCAGCCCAGCUGCCCCACCACCUCUGCCUACCACCUCCUCUGGCAAGGCUGCAAAGAAACCCACAGCUGCAGAGGUCUCUGUUCGACUCCCUAGAGGGCCGGCUGUGGAAGGGGGACACGUGAAUAUGGCAUUCUCUCAGUCCAACCCCCCUUCGGAGUUGCACAAGGUCCAGGGAUCCAGAAACAAGCCCACCAGUUUGUGGAACCCAACGUACGGCUCCUGGUUUACAGAGAAACCCACCAAAAAGAAUAAUCCUCUAGCAAAGAAGGAGCCACACGAGAGGGGUAACCUGGGGCUGGAGGGAAGCUGUACUGUCCCACCUAACGUUGCAACUGGGAGACUUCCGGGGGCCUCACUGCUCCUAGAGCCCUCUUCGCUGACUGCCAAUAUGAAGGAGGUACCUCUGUUCAGGCUACGUCACUUCCCUUGUGGGAAUGUCAAUUACGGCUACCAGCAACAGGGCUUGCCCUUAGAAGCCGCUACUGCCCCUGGAGCUGGUCAUUACGAGGACACCAUUCUGAAAAGCAAGAAUAGCAUGAACCAGCCUGGGCCCUGAGCUCGGUCGCACACUCACUUCUCUUCCUUGGGAUCCCUAAGACCGUGGAGGGGAGAGAGAGGCAAUGGCUCCUUCACAAACCAGAGACCAAAUGUCACUUUUUGUUUUGUGCCAACCUAUUUUGAAGUACCACCAAAAAAGCUGUAUCUUGAAAAUGCUUUAGAAAGGUUUUGAGCAUGGGUUCAUCCUAUUCUUUCGAAAGAAGAAAAUGUCAUAAAAAUGAGUGAUAAAUACAAGGCCCAGAUGUGGUUGCAUAAGGUUUUUAUGCAUGUUUGUUGUAUACUUCCUUAUGCUUCUUUUAAAUUGUGUGUGCUCUGCUUCAAUGUAGUCAGAAUUAGCUGCUUCUAUCUAUGUUUCAUAGUCGGGGUCAUAGAUGUUUCCUUGCCUUGUUGAUGUGGACAUGAGCCAUUUGAGGGGAGAGGGAACAGAAAUAAAGGUGUUAUUUGUAAUGACU
This is a messenger RNA of Pongo pygmaeus (Bornean orangutan), 6243 nucleotides long. RefSeq names its product ALK receptor tyrosine kinase (gene ALK). Gene Ontology annotation, cellular component: signaling receptor complex; plasma membrane. Lineage: Eukaryota; Metazoa; Chordata; Mammalia; Primates; Hominidae. Gene Ontology annotation, biological process: multicellular organism development; regulation of cell population proliferation; protein phosphorylation. Gene Ontology annotation, molecular function: transmembrane receptor protein tyrosine kinase activity; ATP binding; protein binding. The transcript has 29 exons. The record is from RefSeq and is a predicted model, not a curated record. The coding region runs from base 927 to 5789 and encodes 1620 amino acids.